AUGGAGAAUGGAGGUUUGAAUGGCACACACCCGAAUCAUGACAGAAACCUGAAGGCCAACGGCAUCAAUGGUGGAAAGAUGGAGGGCCAAACAUCGCCGAACAAGGGCAAGGCUCCGGCCGAUAUCCCGACGUCAGACAACAUGACGAACGGCGCCCCCGACUCGCAAGACAAGCAGCAACCCCAAAUGUCUACCGGACUCACAUUGCAGCAAAAGCCGAGGAUGAACGACCUACCUGAGGAAAUCGUGCACAUUACACAGGGAUACAUCCCCUUGUCCAUGAUCGUCUCGCGACUUGCGCAGCGCACUCACGAAGACUUGCAGAAAACGAUCAUGGAGAUGGCGGCCAUCAAGUGGGCGCCGCCUGCUGUGAACGGAAAUACACCCCACGGUACCGACGCACCGGACGAUAUGUCGGAAGGAAACAAGAGAAGGAAGAUGCUCAUGCUCAAGUUUGCUCAAGAUGCGCACUCCAAAUGGGUCAAAGCCCUUGUCAUCACGGACUGGAGCAGGAACGCAGAGGCUGUGAGCAAGCUCAUCGACAUCAAGGCGCACAUCGACUCCAAGCGGAUGCUAUUCGACUUCUGCCAGGACUUGUUGAUCGACUUGAAGCGAUCCCUUAUUUCUGCGCGGCUCCCUAAUCCUGAUCUGAAGACUGCCUUACAGGUUCUGACGACUGGUGAAGCGUCAUGGAUUCCCGAGCCGGGUUACAUUCCGCCGCCACCCUUGACACCGGAGGAGCAGUUGAAGUGGAUCGACGAUCUUAACACUAUGCUGUCUCUGCGCCUGAACCUAGACGACUACGACAAGAUACCGUAUCAGUUCAAGAAUUAUACCAUACAGUCGGGCAGAGUCACUUUCAAGGUGAAGGGCGAGUUUGAAGUGGAUCUGACCAUCGCCGAUGAGGACUUUACGAAGCAAUUUUGGUUCAUCGACUUCCGAUUUGCCUUUUCGCCUUCCUCGAGCAAACUUUCCGAUGCGCUGGUAUCAUACCUUGAAAUAAGGGUCAACGAGAUUCUGGGCCAAGACGGCUUGGAGGGGUGCUAUCGAUUCCUCCAUGAGUUCGUCCUCACUCACAAGAUCAAUGAACUCAGACGACAAGCCAUCGAGUUGAGUCGCAGCACGUGGACCGGAACGUUGAUGGUAGAACCCCUUAACCGAGCUUUGGCCCUUCAAUACUGGACCACUCGGUACGGACCCAACGGGCCCAAGAGCUGGGUCAUGGUUGCUGUUAACAGUGCCAAAAAGACCAACGGCCAGACCGACCCAAAGCAUUCCAGUCGAUUGGUUGCGCGAUGGUACCGGGACAACAAGGAGGUCAAAGACGUGUUUCUGCCAUUCGAUGUUGACAACCUGUGCGCUGAGGAUCUGCUCAAGACUGCUGUCGCCAGACACGUGGAGCACAUUCUCUCUUCCAUUCACACCAAGCUUUUGUCAUAUCCGCGGUUCAUGAAGAGGGAGUCCUCCAUGACACUCAAGAUCUCACGUACAGAGCCGAUGGAAUCAUGUCUCAGCAUGCAACUGGGCUCGCGAGACAAUGUCACCCUCGUUAUACAACCGGUGACCGGGUUUGCGGCUAUCAAACCUCAUACAAGGUACUCUCUCACCGGCGAGAACCGACUCAACUACGGUGGCAAGGAUCCUGCCGAGGAUGGCGUUACCUGCCUAGAAAACAUCAGGUGGGGCUAUGUCAUCGAAGAGUUCAACCGCAGGGGACGGAGCGUGGGCUGGAAGGGUUGCAAGAGCCCAAUUGGAAGUGAAGACAUCAAGCAAAUCAUUCGCACUCGGGAGGCUUUCCAGACCAUCUUCCUGCAGCGUCAAAGUCUAGGCCAGGAAUGGUAUGUCAUGGUAUCCUUGAGCCUGAGUGGGGACGAAUGGUGGUUGCUUGAAGUCACGCCGGCACGUCCAGUCAAGUUCCAAACCAAAUUAGAGCUCACUCGAGGACAACCCGACCUGGACGACUCCUUCUGGUCGAAUUUGACCCUCUUCGUUACUGGCAUUAUUACUCAGGCCACUGAUCUGGAAGAUUUGCACCAAAAGGAGGUUAAGUACCUGACCAAGGAAUCGACAAAUUACUCAUUACCGCAACAAGUCCGGCUCCCGUCUCUUAUUCUCAAACUGUCGCAGAUAUUGCGAUCGCCAGAGACAAGUACACAGAAUGCAUCCAAGGCUGCCCAAAAUCAGAGGGGCAACCGCAAUUCAUCUUGGGCUCAAGAUCAAAUCGAAGUCAAGUUCAAGGGGCUUCAACCUCAAUCUUCACUCAGCCAUGGCCCAGAUGGCAACGCCCUCUCGGGUGUCGAUGUACUUGAGAAUAUCCAACUCAAUACUGUGGUGGACGCCACUGUAAGAGUCAAGGACAAGACGAAGUUUGCGCUACUCAAGGGUCGCAUCGAUCGGGACGUAACUUUCAAUCCCAAGAAGGGCGAGUUCAUUUUCCGGAUUCGCCAAUCAGUCGGGCAACCUAUCCUGGAGACUUUGACAACCCACGUCAAGUCCAUUGAUCGCCUCGUAGGCUUCCUCGAGGCCAUGGGCAAAGCACGCGGAGACGUCAAGUGUGAAAGAGUCAGUCUUCGGCAAGUCAUCUUCACAUACAGCGACAUCACAAUGCCUGGCGAAAGCGACACCAUACAAAAGCCCAAGCGUUGGCGGGUAUCCCUCGACUUGGCCAAGAGCGAUAUCCGAAUGUGCUUGGAAAGGGGGAAUCCGCACGUGAGAGUACUCGACUUGCUCACAACACUCGUCAACACUCAAGAUGGUCUCAAAGCAUUACUGAUCUAUAUGCCGUUAUUGCUGCCCAUCCUAAGAACUCUGGACAACAUCGAGUCGAAGUGGGAGCCGUUGGCAACAACGAACCAAGGGCGCUUGGAGAUAUUUGCAAGGUCCAUCGAUUGGAUCGCUCUUCGUUACACUCUCCCUGGAUUGAACGGCCAACCGCGAAUCCUCGUCCUGGAAAUCAGAAGCAAAUUGCGGCGCAGUGAGGUAUGGUGGAAUUUCUCCCGUACGACCCCGGGCGGGCCACCACCCCCGAUGAAGAGUUCAACAGGGUCUUGA
This is a messenger RNA of Colletotrichum spaethianum, 3051 nucleotides long. Its product is annotated as mediator of RNA polymerase II transcription subunit 14. Gene Ontology annotation, biological process: regulation of transcription by RNA polymerase II. Gene Ontology annotation, molecular function: transcription coregulator activity. NCBI's taxonomy places the organism in Eukaryota, Fungi, Ascomycota, Sordariomycetes, Glomerellales, Glomerellaceae. The record is from RefSeq and is a predicted model, not a curated record. The transcript has 3 exons. Gene Ontology annotation, cellular component: mediator complex; core mediator complex. The coding region runs from base 1 to 3051 and encodes 1016 amino acids.